UUUCAAGCAAUUGUGGAACUGAUGUGCACUAUAUAAAACUAUAGAAUUCGUUUACAAGAUAACAUCGUUAGUAGCAGGCAGAAACACGGAUUCGGUAAAGUUGGACGAUGAUUCAGCAUGCAGGAAUCUUUGGUUAGCAUUCAUCGCGGAUACAUCCAUCGCACACGUAUUACAAUAAUGCGACGCGUUUACUCGGUUAAAUCGACUCGAACCUGCAACAUGGAAGAAUUGAGAUACGGAUUUCUGAUUUUCUGUUUAAUCAGCAGCAUGUACGGUGGGCUGGCUGAUGUGCACACGGACUGCAGUAAACAGAAUUCAACAACAUCAAACGAUGCAGUUACUCCAACUACGCAGUCUACGCCAUAUCCUUUUCGAGCAGAUUUGCUUACGGUGGAAGAGUGCAACCUCUACCAGCAAUUCCAGGAGGAGAAUUCCACGUGUUCGAUGAUUUUUAGCUUCGAUACGUGUGUCGUGGAUAACGAACAUCCUCGUAAAGAACAAAUGGGAGCCACAUACGUGCAAAUACUGUGUAUAUACCAGCCUCGUGCACUGAUCGCUAAUACCACUAAGCACGUCCGGGAAAUCAGCCCGCUGCGUGCCGUACUCCUGAACCUGUAUGAGUGGAAAGACGAAGAAGAUCCAGUUACUUUUGAUGUAGUUGAACCCGUUCAAAAUCAAAUAAUUGACCUGUGCAUUCUCGAUUGUCGAUACCCGAAUACUACCGCCAAAGUGUACGAGCUCGGCACUUUUCCCUAUCUUUACAGUUUCGCUCUCAAUGGCUGCGCCAAUAUGACGAUUCAGAAGAAGCAUUUUAGCCGAAUGCCGCAAUUACGGAUGAUCGCCUUCUAUAUGUCCACGAUUGAGACGCUGGAGCCGGGUACUUUUACGGAUUUGCCUCUUUUGCGCAGCCUGAUACUGGAGAGAUUUUUCGGCAUGGUGUUAGCAACUGAAAAUGAUCCAAGCCAAGCUGCCAUGUACAGUCAUAUAGGCACCGAAGACUAUCUUGACCGACUGUACACUCUGCACUGUGACUGCUCGUUUGCCUGGUUACGCAAUUUCUUGAAGCGGAAACCAUAUCUAAUUGAAGCAAAGGUGCCGGGUGAAGUGUUCAUCGUCGGAAACUAUUUGUCAGAAGGAGUUGAACGAACUGGGAAUGGUACGGAUGUCUUCAGCGUGGACUGUUCCAGAAAAAUCACCUUGGAAAAUGUUUGGACAGGCAGUGAAUUUUCGUAUAAUACAACUGACUGUGACGUGGCCUGUUGAUCUAAGCGCUUAAUUACGAUUUUGUCUCCUCCCGUGGUUGUUUGUGGGAAGAAAAUUUUGCGAUAGUGUGCUUACAAGUUGCUUGCAGUCGCUUUGGACUCCGUAGCUUUGCAAUGUUACUAACCAAAACGACCUAAUUAAGGACGUAAGAGCAAAAGAGCAAAAGUAAAAAGCUAAUA
Molecule: messenger RNA, 1442 nt
Organism: Paramacrobiotus metropolitanus
Lineage: Eukaryota; Metazoa; Tardigrada; Eutardigrada; Parachela; Macrobiotidae
Exons: 3
Coding region: 118-1263 (381 amino acids)
Molecular function (GO): protein binding
Source: RefSeq, a predicted model, not a curated record